Marchantia polymorpha subsp. ruderalis is the source of this 4131-nucleotide messenger RNA. NCBI's taxonomy places the organism in Eukaryota, Viridiplantae, Streptophyta, Marchantiopsida, Marchantiales, Marchantiaceae. The record is from the annotation of a GenBank genome assembly.
CGCGACGACGACUUGGACGAGGACCGUCGUUCUUCGACUCGGAAGACUUUUCGUUAUUGCUCGUGAGAGAGAGAGAGAGAGAGGGAGAGAGAGAUCGAUUGGCUAGCUUCUUCGUGAAGAAGCUCUCGUCCGCACUCUCGAAUUUCUGUGCAGACGGGAGUUCGUUGGUUCGCUGGCUCGCGUUCGUUGCCGUCUGCCUAUCAACCUGCAGUUGCCCGACCGCUUGGAGUUGGUGGAGGGAGAGUAGUAGUGCGCCUCGUUGCCUGGUUUCAUCGCUGAGUUUUUCGCAGGUUGGUGGUUGUGGCGCUCGUCGUUGGAGUGGAGUGGCGUGGCGUUGGUGGAGCCCUGCAGGUGGACCUGCGAGUGAAUCAUUCUCGACGAGGAAGACAUUGUUUGUUAGAGUGGCGUUUCUGAGUAUUUGAUCGGCGGAGGCGCAGGCGGUGGUCGCUGCUGCUUCUCGGGAUAAAGCGGGCGAGCCUUCGUAUCUUCUUUGAGUGGAGCUGCUCUGCCGCGAAGUCAGUUCAAAUUCUUUUUGGUUCUUCGCCGCCAGGUUCAUCCAAUUGGUGAAUCAUUGCUGCCGGGCGACUUGUGUCAGACUCUUCUGUGUCGAAUACCACAUUCCUCCACGUGAUGCGCCUGCGGUGCUCCUGAACUUCUCUGAAGUCGAUGACUUCGGGUCGCGUCCUCUAGUGGGAGCCUCGGCUGACAUCAUGGGGGAUAUUGGAGCCAUAUCAGAUCUGGUAAAAGGAAUGUGUAGCUCAGUGGGUGUUCAACCCCAUCUGUCUGGUCCCUCACAUCCGCCAGGCUCUGCUGCUGCUGCUACCCCUAGCGGUGCAAUCGAAAGAAAUCAAACUGACUUUAGGGACGCCGAUGCAACUCUUGCGAAGUUGUUAUGGCUUGGCUACCCUCAUGAAAAGGCAAGCGAGGCCAUGCGUGUUUCUGGGAGCGUGGAUCCCGGCUUCCUUUCAGAUUAUAUCAUCAACCAUUCGGAUGAUGCCUCAUCAGGUUCUGAACCCACAGCAGUGAGGAGCAACGGUUUCAAAGAAACAGGGAACGAUAGAUCGUCCCGCCCUCAAGCAGCUAUUUUACGAAUAUGUGAACCGGACGAAGAACGGCCUAGACCCGUGCUCAUGCCAGCAAACGGCAGCUCCCGAGUAAUUGACGGAAAAGGGAAAGCCCUCAUGGACGAAAUGGUCGAAGAGGAUGGCGAACCAGAGGAUGAUAGAUGGGAUGUCAGCAACGCUGAUACCACGCUGGAGAUUUUAGUGGAGAUGGGUUUCACACCCGAUAAAGUCGAAGAAGCUAUAAGAGCACAUGGUAUCACGGGCAAUAUAUUAGAAAGCGUGAGCAGCCUAGCCAACUAUAUCGUCACUGGGCUGAACAAUCUGAACCUGGACCAGGACCAUCCUGAUGACAGGAACGGACAAGUGGGCGAUGAAAACGCACUUGCUCUUGUGAUAAAGGAUUCUCUCCCGCACCAAGAUCUUGAAAUUUUUAAACAAGUGACUGCGAUGGGUUUUGAUGCUGUGGAGGUUUCCAAGGCGAUUGGUAUUUGUGGAGAAGCAGCUACAGGAGAUCAAAUCGUUGAUCACAUUUUUCAAAGUGAUGCCUCUGAGAAAGUCGAGAUAAUUCCCAAGGUGGAACCAGUGGAAGAUAACUCCAUCUCAAGCAAAUUCGAUCAACUCCUUAAUAUGGGCUACUCUUAUGUCAAUUGCAGGCGCGCAGUUGAUACUUACGGUCAGGCAUCAAUCUGUGAACUCUGCGAUUUUUUGGACGCUCUCGGAGAAGAGGACAAGAACCAAGACCUUGAUGCAUUGAUUGUCGCAAGGAGCGGAAAGUCAUCCUCGGAUAGUGAUGAUGAGUCUAUGGAGAACGGCAAGGAGGGAUUUGAUUACUUUCCUCCUAUCAAGAAGCGAAGAACUGGAAAGAUUAAGAAUACGCGAACUUCGAAGGACAAGAGGUUAUGCGUUUCUUACGGGUCGUCUAUAUCUCGGAACGAAGAUUUGAUCCGUAGAAACCGAACGGGUUUUGGCCUCCCUGGAGACAUUGUCAUCACUAGGACACUUCCUCCUGAUGUUGGACGCCCUCCUUACUUUUACUUCGAAAAUGUGGAGAAUAUGCCUUCAGGAGAGUGGAGUAAUAUCCAGCGACACCUUUUUAAUAUCGAGCCGGAGCUGAUGGAUGCUCUUAAUUUUUCUGUUUGUAGAAGGCCUAGAGGUUAUGUGCACAAUCUUCCUGUGGAAGGAAGAAUGGACAUUCUUCCAAAACCUCCAAUGACAAUACAGGAGCUAAUGGGAAGUGCUGCCAAGUACUGGCCUGACUGGGACAAGCGCGUAAAACUAAACACAAUUUGCACAAGGUCAGCUACUGAUUUUGUUUGGAGGCAAAUCAAAGAUCACCUCCAAGCUUGUGAGAAGAGAGGACAUCCAUUAGACGAGGAGAAGAAGAACAUUAUGUACUGGGCGCGCAAGUGGAAUCUGGUUUGGGUACGUCCAAAUAAAUUAGCUCCUCUCAGCCCUGAGGAAGUCGAGAAAUGUCUGGGAUUUGAUGUGAACCAUACUCGGGUUCUUUAUUCCCCUGUCGACAGAAUCAAGGUCUUAGGAAAUUCCUUUCAGGUGAAUACGGUCGCUUAUCAGCUUUCAGUUUUGAAGGCUCGUUAUCCUCAGGGUAUGAGAGUAUUGUCCUUGUUUUCAGGCAUAGGAGGAGCUGAAGUUGCUCUUCAUAAACUAGGUAUAAUUCUGAAGGUCGUGGUGAGUAUUGAGAUCGACGAAAAGGCAAGGAGUGUCCUGGACAGUUGGUGGAAGUCAACCGAUCAAAAGGGACAUCUGAUACACGAUCACACAGACGUGAAGCUUUUCGAUUCAAGGGUUCUUAUGGGACUUUUAAACAAGUACAAGGGCUUUGACCUGGUCAUAGGAGGCAGCCCUUGUAAUAAUCUCUCUGGGAACAACAGAUCCAGUCGUGUGGGUUUGCAGGGUACAGAAAGCGUAGCAUUCUUUGAGUUCCCUCGGAUAUUGAACGUUGUUAGAGACUUCAUGAGUGAUAUGGACGAAGAACUCGAUCUCGACUUUUCUGGCCUGUUAGGUCAAAACAAUGUCUGAGUCAGGGCUGGAUUUACUUAUGAGCAAGACACUGCUACUGAUGUAACAAGACAUCUGAUGGAGAUAACGCUGCACGAUAUGAGAGGGUUGGAGGUAAUGUGUAACUAUUCCAGCAGUGUAUGUUUUCUCUGCGGUUGAUCCUGGUUCUUCAAACCUCCUUGCUACAAGCCUCCCUUCGUCUAGGAAGUUCUCUUUUCUUGAAAGCUGAACUGUACACCAAGUUAAAAGCCAUGGUGCAUCAUUCUCAGUCCGACUUUUUUGGGAGGACUUCUUGUAUCUGCUAUCAGCAGAAAAGAUCAUAUUCACAAGUUUCAAGGAGGAAGAUGAAUUUCGGCAUUUCACUGGGAAAUCUGAACUACCUUAUUUCUUAAAUGCCUGGGAUCCUAUAUUUACCGGCCGACAAGGGCUCUUUGGUGUAGUUGGAGUUAUAUCUUGGAGAAUGCGUGCAAUCAAGUCUUGUUUCUCUACUACAAUACGGCAACGUCACACGGCAAUUCUGCUGAGGUUGAUUCAGAAAAGCUGCAUGAUGGGGCAUCCAACAGCAGAGGGAAUGAGCUUGUGCUCGGCACCAAACACUUCCACGUUUUUAUAUUCUGAAAUUUGGCCUGGUCUCAGCUUCUUCUCUCUGAGGGACGGUUUAUACGUAGAAAGGUGGCGGCUGUUCAAUGCCGUUUCUUUGUUGGAACACCAUUAGAUUCGUAGAGUUGCCACUUGGUGUUUGAACCAGUUUCAGAUGCCAGUGGCAGUUGUCUCAUGCGGACUUGAUGAUCCAAACCAUCUCCGCAGGUGGUCUAAAAGAUGGAUUCAGAUGCCCACUCCAAUCAUUAACUCACAAUAUGACAUUUCAGCAAUGCGUCAGAUUGCUCCUUUCACCCUUUGCACCCAGUCACAAGCAUGUAGUUAGUGGAACGAUGGGAACCUCAGUUGUUGAAGUAUGAUCUUACAAUUUGUUUGCAUGUAUUGUUUGCCCUUCAGUGUGUUGGAAGUCUUCAGAAUAAUUUUCCUGUACACACGUCAUUUGUAAUGCUCA